AGCUACAGCUCGCAUGCAAGGGCAAAGCAAGGAUUCAGCCCGGUCGGCUAUCGCUGGUGCUUUAGAUUCAUUGCUGGUAGACCUUUGUCUCGGCACAGCACGAUCCGCAAGCUUGAGCUAACGCUAAGCAGCCGCGUAUCCCAAUUGCCAAGCAAACUGCUAUAGCCUCGCUACACUGCUAGACGCGCGAUCGACCGAACGACGGGCUCCAGGCGCCGCACGAGCAGCUAACAUGAGGCGGCUCAGCGACGCGCCCCGCCUUUUGCUCCUCUUAGCGCUCGCGCGCGCCUUCCACCGGCCGCUUCGCUCCCGCAAUUGGCUGCGGCCGGGCGCCCAGGCCGACUCUAUUGACAAAAAACCUAGAAGGAACGUGGCCAAAGCGGCCCAGAGAGCCGCUUCGACUAUUCGGGGCGGCGUGGGCGAUGUUGCGAAAGGCGUCGCUAAUAGGUUACCAGGCAGACGAAAGGGACCCCUCAGGAUAGCUCUGUUAGUAGAACCGACGCCCUUCACGCACGUUUCUGGCUAUGCCAACAGGUUCAAGGAACAACUCAAGUACCUGAAGGAGUUUGGGGACGAAGUCGCAGUCGCGACGCCUGAUGACAAACCGGAGGCACCAGACGAGUUCAUGGGCUACCCCAUUACCACGCUCGAAGGUUUUAGGUUUCCCCUGUAUGCCCACCUCUGCUUGACCGGCGACUUCAAGGGCGAGGCCAGGAGGAUGGUCGAGAAGUUCAAGCCCGACGUCAUCCACGCGUCGUCGCCCGGUUUUUUUGCGUUGGCGGCGACUGGUAUUGCGAAGGCCUUGGACGUGCCCCUGGUGCUGUCGUACCACACGCACCUACCCGUGUAUGCCGAACGGUACGCGUCGUGGCUUCCGUUCUCUAGAAGUAGUGCCUGGCUGGCCAUCAAGGCCGCCCACGCCUUCGCCGACGUGACACUCGUCACCUCACCACAGAUCAUGGACGAGUUCAAGCAGCACCACAUCCGCAACGUGAAGGUAUGGCAGAAAGGGAUCGACGUCGACAUCUUCAAUCCCGAGUUCCGGGAUAGCGCGACGAGGAACGUAUUGGCCCCGAAGAACCCGUCGAAGACCAUCCUGCUCUAUGUCGGGAGAAUAUCGGUAGAGAAGAGACUCGAGGACGUGGCGGAAGUGUUACGGGCGAGGCCCGAGACCGUCUUUUCGAUCGUUGGGGGCGGCCCGCACGAGGCGGAGCUGCGCAAGUUCUUCGCGGAGUUCGGCGAUCGCGUGCAUUUUGUCGGGGUCUUGCGAGGAGAAGCUUUGUCGAAGGCGUACGCGUCGGCGGACAUGUUCGUCAUGCCGUCCGACAGUGAGACGCUGGGCUUCGUGGUGAUUGAGGCCAUGGCGUCGGGCCUGCCUAUUGUCGCUGCCGAUGCUGGAGGUAUUCCGAGCAUCGUGGACCAUGAGUCGAAUGGUAUAUUGGUCAAGCCCGGGGACACGAAAGCUUUUGCGGCGGCGUGUGGGCGGGUCCUUGAUGAUGCGUCCAUGCGGGAACGACUCACGACGCGCGGAAGGAGUGACGCCGAGGGCUGGUCGUGGCGCGCGGCCACGAAAAACCUGCGCGAGGAGCAUUAUUAUUCUGCUAUUAGGCGACAUGCAGCUUUGAAGAGAGAACGGGACAAUGGCGGCGCCGGCAUCCUCUCCUACAUCUGGCCGCGGCGCAUGCGGCUCUGGACGGGCCAGCUGCGGCGCUACUUCUCGUUCGUCUUCCUGAAGUUCUACGCGCUGGCCGCGUGGGUGCCCCUGCGCGGCAUGAGCGCCGGUUAGAAAGUCCCUUCCCCCCUUGCCCCGUGACAUAAACGCAUGGCUGGUUUAU
Messenger RNA from Pelagomonas calceolata, 1835 nucleotides. The record is from the annotation of a GenBank genome assembly. Lineage: Eukaryota; Pelagophyceae; Pelagomonadales; Pelagomonadaceae.